AUGUUUACCAGUUUACUUAUUGGGGGAACUGCUAAGGCAUUUCCAGAUCCUUUGCGCGCUACUCCGCUGAAGUGUUUGCGCAAACACGACAACAACAACAGUGGCCUGCAAUCUAUGCAGCAUGAACAGAUUCCGGCACAGGCAGGUGGCACAGCAGCACCUGCAUCCGAGUCGGACAGGGUUCCCACGGAUGAGGCGAGGGACAUCCCAGAUCCGGUUGCAGAGGGUGUCUCUGUACCGGGACAGCUCUCGAAGGAGGAGAUGGCCGGGAACUCUGUGGAUGUAGAACCAGAGGACACUUCUGUUGUGCCAAACGCAGAUCAGCGCGCGGACCCGCAGUCAGCAGAGGAGCCCCCCGAAGGUGGUCCGCCGGUGCAGGCGGCAGCCAAUGGCGGUCCAAGUGGUCAGGCAGGCGAACCUGGCCAAGACCAGCCUGUACACCAGCCACCUGUAGGGGACGCCAUGCCGUCAUCAUACAUACCAGCAGUUGACACAGCCCUCAAAUUCAUCCAUAAACUCUGGUUGAAUCCUUGUCUCGCAGACGAGAGGCUUGACGCAGACAACAUCUCACAGUUGCAAAAUCCCAUAACCGAGAGUCCUGACCUCAGUCCCGACAAACAACUGUCCAUCAAGCUAUAUCUUGCAGACACCGAUGGAUCCGAGAAGAUCUACGAUGGCAUACACGACGUGAUCCUCGAGCGCUUCGCCGAGUGCGACGUCCUCUCUCACCACCUUGUCAAGAAGAAGGUCGCUGAGCUCUCGGGGGUUGUUGUGAUCCUCGAGGACAUGUGCAUCAACAGUUGUCUUGCAUACACUGAGACGUGCCCUUACUGCAGCGAGCCCUGCUACGAUCCCGCACUUCUCGCUUCAACUGGCAAGAAGAAGGCGCGACAGCAGUUCAGUACGUUUCCUAUCGGCCCUCAAAUUCAGAUGGGCAAAUUGGACAUCAUUGAGGAUAUACCUUACGGGUCGGACUUCUGGGAUGCCUACCAGUGUGGCGAUAUCAAACCGGAUGAUGUGUGCCUCAUCUUCUCUAUGGAUGGGGCCCAGCUCUACGAGCACAAGGCAUCAAAUUGUUGGAUCUAUAUAUGGAUCCUGGUUGAUGUCUUCCCUGACCUACGCUUCAAAAAGAAGCAGCUCUUCCAAGGCGCAAUCGUGCCUGGCCCGCUGAAGCCCAAAAACUCCGACUUGAAACCUGGUGGAUCACACUACUACUCUGUCUGCGCGAAGCCCGACAAUUAUGAUGAGUCUGGAUGUGAUCAUCCUGACUACGAUCCCUCAGACGUACUCGAAGCAUCGCCCAUUGAUUAUGAACACAAUGUCCUUUGCGUACAGGCAUCUUUCUCAGCUACCGACUACCGGGUGCAGCGACUUGAUACAGGGAUCUCAAAGCCAAGUGAUAUCAUGCAUCUAACUGGGCUGAAUAUCACCGGCCUCAUGCAAAAACUACUCCGGGGCACGAUCAACUGCGACGCGGGUAACAGCGAUAACAAGGUGUCAUGGGGCUGGCACCAUGAAAAGCAGGUUGCAGUGGUGAGGGUAUAUCUUCCAGGGUCCUUCGACCGCCCGCCACGCAAUCCAGCCGAGAAGAUCUCGAGUGGUUACAAGUGCUGGGAGUUCCUGCAUUGGAUGUACGGACUCGGUCCAGCACUUCUGCAUGGGAUAAUGCCGACAGAAUACUGGGAGAACUUCUGCAAACUUGUCGCUGGUGUUCGGAUUAUACUUCAGUAG
Molecule: messenger RNA, 1731 nt
Organism: Fomitopsis serialis
Lineage: Eukaryota; Fungi; Basidiomycota; Agaricomycetes; Polyporales; Fomitopsidaceae
Exons: 6
Coding region: 1-1731 (576 amino acids)
Source: RefSeq, a predicted model, not a curated record